AUGCGACUCCUAAGCCAAGCCGUCGCCAACGGGAAGCUCAGAGACAAAAGCGCCAUGCCCAUUUACAUGUGCACAUGCCCGGAUUGCUUCACGUCGCCACUGGUCCCAAGGUACGGGACGGCGCGGGCUUUGCGACAGCUGGAGUGGCCGCCGUAUCCGUCAUUCCCACUUCUUCCCCUCUCGUUUCGUUUUUCCCAAUGGACUGAUGCAGUAACGUAUAAAGAAUCAACCGGUGAGCCGCUCCGAGACACCCUGAUGAUGCCCGCCACAUUGGCAGCUCCAUCCCACUAUGCCCAGCGCAGUCUAGAAGAAGGCCCCGACGCCGAAUGGCAGAACGUGCAGUCAGGCUCCGGCAUCCUCGCCUCUACUGAAAGGGUCGCACUUUUGUUUGGCGGUGGACGCCCCUCGCCUUUUGGCAGUCCCGAGCGAGGCUGCGAGAUGAUUCGCCGGGCUGACUGUCGAGGCUAG
This is a messenger RNA of Trichoderma asperellum CBS 433.97, 468 nucleotides long. The record is from RefSeq and is a predicted model, not a curated record. Lineage: Eukaryota; Fungi; Ascomycota; Sordariomycetes; Hypocreales; Hypocreaceae.